GAGUGUGAAUGUGCCUAUUUCAUGUGACCUAGCUUAUUGCUAUGUCUCUCACUCUUGCCUGUGACUUGCUUCAAUUCUCCCCUCUUUUAAAUAUCCAUGCAUUUCUUUCCUUUUUCCUUCAACAAACCAAUCUUAUAUUAUUAUUUUUCCUAUCAACUAUCAAACAACAAAAGUGAUCAAAGAGCUUAAGAGAAAGAAUUAAGAAGAAGAAAAACAAAUUAAGGGUGUAUACAAUGAGGAGUUCCAAGUAUACUGCAACAAUUAUCAUUAUUCUUCUUGUUUUCCUUCCAAUUGUCAUGAAUGCAAGGCAUAUUCCCAAGCUUAACUCAUAUGACCAGAGACAUGUGCCACCAACUAAAAAGGCAACAUUGGCAAGGCCAAUGAUGGCAAAAAGAGCAGAUACUCUACAAGUAGCAGGAUCAAGAUUGCCAGAUUGUUCUCAUGCAUGUGGAUCAUGUAAACCUUGUAGAUUAGUGAUGGUUAGCUUUGUUUGUUCAUCUUUGGAAGAAGCUGAGACUUGUCCUGUAGCUUACAAAUGUAUGUGUCAUAACAAGUCAUACCCUGUACCUUAAUUAAUCAUUAAAUAAAUAACUAUGUUACCUCAACAAAUAUCAUAUGUAACAUAUAGUGCUUAAUCUUACAAGUUUUAUUUCCUCUAAUAAUUCCCAUAGUGUAUGACAUACGUUGUAGGAUAUAUCCUUCUCAUGUGUAUUCAAUGAGAGCUUCCUGUUU
This is a messenger RNA of Solanum dulcamara, 732 nucleotides long. Its product is annotated as protein EPIDERMAL PATTERNING FACTOR 1. Lineage: Eukaryota; Viridiplantae; Streptophyta; Magnoliopsida; Solanales; Solanaceae. The transcript has 2 exons. Bases 234 to 572 code for a protein of 112 amino acids. Gene Ontology annotation, biological process: stomatal complex development; guard cell differentiation. The record is from RefSeq and is a predicted model, not a curated record.